CAUUUCAGCGCCGCGAUCCGUUGCACGUCAUGGAAUAGAUUUAAAGCGGAAGCCUUGGUAGCUUAGAUCGACCCCCAGAAGCCGAUUAUGGAUGAAGUGCUUGACGCUGUGGUCAUUAUUCCAAAAAGAAUUCUAUUCUAAACUUCGCUCAAUCGGCAUAGCCAGUCGAAAAGCAACAGAGGAAUACCUUGCCUACAUAGAUAUGAGCCGCUAUCCCAAGUAUGGGCGUAUCAAAGCCCAUCAUACUCUAGGGCUCGCCUGUAGCACGUGAUGGGUUUAUUUCAUGUAGAGAGGGCUUUUAUAACUCAAAGAAUCGGGCUCGGAUGUCAUGUUUGGCUGCUUAGCGCUCAACGUUGUAGCUUUCGGACUUUUACUGGCGUGUACUCAUCAUCCAAUUACGUUGCUCUUUUUUUCUGCUACAGCCGCUUUCUUGAUUAGUGAUGAGGCCAAAUCCUGUGGAUCAUCUGUUUACGGUGGACGGGUGAUAAUACCAAAGGAAAGAAAAGCCGAACGGCCACUUGCUCUAUGCGUAAUAUGCAAGGAUCUACUCGAAAAAUAAGAACGCAGCGUUAUCGUGAAGGGGCAUAUUCACCGCCAUAAAGAUUUUUCCCUUUCUCCCGCCAAAUGUCCGUCGUACGAGAUAUCAUUCAACGAAGCGAUGCUGACGAGAUAUCUUCCGCUCGGAAUGACGACCUCGUCCAAUCAUAUUGUAAAGCCUUGGGUUCAAAAUCGACUACCUUUUGCCUUCCGAACCCUCGGAGUGCCACCGUAUAUCAUCGCUGAACAUAUUUUCGAAGACGACAGUAAAAGUCAUGGCUCCCGAGUAUCCUGCCUGAAGUGGGAUAUUUUGGUGUUACAAUAAAACAGUAGCAAAAAAAUUCUCACGUGGUUCUUCUCCGUUGCUGCUACUAUCGAGAAGAGUCGUCGAAAUGGUGGCCAUAGCGGUCGAAAAGGA
This is a messenger RNA of Desarmillaria tabescens, 955 nucleotides long. RefSeq lists its product as uncharacterized. The transcript is spliced from 4 exons. NCBI's taxonomy places the organism in Eukaryota, Fungi, Basidiomycota, Agaricomycetes, Agaricales, Physalacriaceae. The record is from RefSeq and is a predicted model, not a curated record. The coding region runs from base 329 to 559 and encodes 76 amino acids.